This is a messenger RNA of Leptomonas pyrrhocoris, 1179 nucleotides long. RefSeq names its product S-adenosylmethionine synthetase (METK1). Gene Ontology annotation, molecular function: ATP binding; methionine adenosyltransferase activity. Gene Ontology annotation, cellular component: cytosol. The record is from RefSeq and is a predicted model, not a curated record. Gene Ontology annotation, biological process: S-adenosylmethionine biosynthetic process. The transcript has a single exon. The coding region runs from base 1 to 1179 and encodes 392 amino acids. Lineage: Eukaryota; Euglenozoa; Kinetoplastea; Trypanosomatida; Trypanosomatidae.
AUGUCUCUCCACACCAUUCUCUUUUCCUCCGAGCACGUGACGGAGGGGCACCCCGACAAGCUGUGCGAUCAGGUAUCUGACGCCGUGCUCGACGCGUGCCUCGCCGGCGACCCGUUCUCGAAGGUCGCGUGCGAGACGUGCGCCAAGACGGGCAUGGUGAUGGUGUUCGGCGAGAUCACGACCAAGACGAUCCUCGACUACCAGAAGGUCAUCCGUGACACGAUCAAGGACAUCGGCUUCGACUCCGCGGACAAGGGUCUCGACUACGAUUCGUGCAACGUGCUGGUGGCGAUCGAGCAGCAGUCGCCGGAUAUCUUCCAGGGCCUGGGCGAUUUCGAGGGCGAGAACUUAGGCGCCGGCGACCAGGGCAUGAUGUUCGGCUACGCGACGGACGAGACGGAGUCGCUGAUGCCGCUGACGUACGAGCUUGCGCGCGGCCUUGCGAAGAAGAUUAGCGAACUGCGCCGCGACGGCACCCUUGCGUGGGCCCGCCCGGAUGCGAAGACGCAGGUGACGGUGGAGUACGACUACGACACGCGUGAGGGCAAGCAGGUGCUGACGCCGAAGCGCGUUGCCGUGGUGCUGAUCUCCGCGCAGCACGACGAGCACGUGACGAAUGAGAAGAUCCGCGAGGACCUGAUGGAGAAGGUGAUCAAGGCUGUGAUCCCCGCGAACAUGCUGGACGCGGACACGAAGUACUGGCUGAACCCGUCUGGCCGCUUCGUGCGCGGCGGCCCGCACGGCGACGCCGGUCUGACUGGCCGCAAGAUCAUCGUGGACACGUACGGCGGCUGGGGUGCGCACGGUGGCGGUGCCUUCUCGGGCAAGGACCCCUCCAAGGUGGACCGCUCCGCCGCCUACGCGGCCCGCUGGAUCGCGAAGUCGAUCGUUGCGGGUGGUCUGGCCCGCCGCUGCCUGGUGCAGCUGGCGUACGCCAUCGGCGUAGCGGAGCCGCUGAGCAUGCACAUGGAGACGUACGGGACCGGCAAGUACGACGACGCGAAGCUGCUGGAGAUCGUGAAGAAGAACUUCAAGCUUCGCCCGUACGACAUCAUCCAUGAGCUGAACCUGCGUCGCCCGAUCUACUACGAGACCUCCCGCUUCGGUCACUUCGGCCGCAAGGACGAGACCGGCAAGGGCGGCUUCACCUGGGAGGUGCCGAAGAAGCUUGUGGAGUAG